Molecule: messenger RNA, 536 nt
Organism: Pogonomyrmex barbatus (red harvester ant)
Lineage: Eukaryota; Metazoa; Arthropoda; Insecta; Hymenoptera; Formicidae
Product: nose resistant to fluoxetine protein 6-like
Molecular function (GO): acyltransferase activity, transferring groups other than amino-acyl groups
Source: RefSeq, a predicted model, not a curated record
AAAACAACUUGAUUUUUCUGUAUUUUAAAAUUAAUAUGCUGGUUGUCAAAAAUACUAAUUGAAUCGCAAUACAAAAAGAAAUAAACGUGAUUGCUGUUUGCUGGAGCCCCAUUAUGUUGCCACGACAAUUUAUUUUGUACAUCUGUACAAUAAACUUUAUCACAUUAUUUAGUGUCUCUGCUCAUAGUCAAAAAUUUAGUGACGCUCGUAUUCAUACCCUACCGGCUUAUGCCAUUGCUUCAGUAGCUGAUCUUAUUGAUUCGACGAUAUGUGGAAAGGAAUUGCAUAAAUUUCGAAAUGCUGUAGAUCAACGAAUAUUAUGGGGCUUGAAAGUAUUAGAUUCCAGUGGUGUAUUUAAUUCUGGUUUCCUUUACGGAAAUAACUAUUGGCUGGGAAGUCGUAGCCAAUGUCUCGAUACAAUGAAUACAGCUCGCCUACUGAAUUCAAAGCAGAAAAUAUUAAAUGAAACACUGUAUCAUGAUUCACAACAGCAGUUUCCUUCUUUUAAAGUGAAUUAUUUUGUUGUCUCAUUUUAG